AUGACAAGAUGCGAAACUCUGCUAGAUGAGAGAGAGCCGAUGGGAAGCCAGUUCUACAAGUACUCUGAGCUUGCCCGCAAGGGCACGACGUACGCCCGGCGCAUGGACCGCCUGAGCAAGCGGAUCUUCGGGGAGGUGGUGCGCCCGACGAACCCGACCUCCUUCCGCGUCGUGGACCGCCUGGCCCGCCGACCCGACGAUCUCAACCCCCAGAUCGUGAGGUAUUACCCCAGGCACGAGGAGACGGGGAAGAUCAUGCUGCUGCUCAGGGACUACGGGCUGUUCAGGGACGAACACGAGGACUUCCAAGAGGAGAUGGUCCGCCUCAGGAUCCUCCGAGGGAAGGGGAAGCCGAGAAAGGGGGAGGGCAAGCGGACCAAGGACAAGUGAAGGCGAGGAACGCAGAUUCUCAUCGUAGUGCAACAGUGCGUUGGUGAUGUUUAUUAUUUGUAAGCGAGACCUAUUUCAUAAAAAUGAAUUCACUGGU
Molecule: messenger RNA, 487 nt
Organism: Darwinula stevensoni
Lineage: Eukaryota; Metazoa; Arthropoda; Ostracoda; Podocopida; Darwinulidae
Source: the annotation of a GenBank genome assembly